This is a messenger RNA of Carassius auratus (goldfish), 1701 nucleotides long. RefSeq names its product prepronociceptin-like. The transcript has 3 exons. Bases 149 to 862 code for a protein of 237 amino acids. Gene Ontology annotation, molecular function: opioid receptor binding. Gene Ontology annotation, cellular component: neuronal cell body; plasma membrane; axon terminus. The record is from RefSeq and is a predicted model, not a curated record. NCBI's taxonomy places the organism in Eukaryota, Metazoa, Chordata, Actinopteri, Cypriniformes, Cyprinidae. Gene Ontology annotation, biological process: neuropeptide signaling pathway; chemical synaptic transmission; sensory perception.
ACGACCGAGCAACAGCAUCCUCUUAGGAAACAAACAGAAGCAGGAGAUAGGAGAAAAGAACCGUCUUCAGUUUCAGCAGAUCUGCUCAGGACAGGUGCCUGAACCACACACAGCUCAGACUGCACUUCAGCUGUUAAAACACUGCGUGAUGAAGACUCCACUGUGGACGAUAUUGUUGCUUGGACUGUGUAACCCAGCAUGGGGUGACUGCAAGAAAGACUGCCUCUUCUGCAGCCAAAAACUGCCUGUUGAAUAUGCCUUCAAUAAUUUGGUGUGUCUGGUGGAGUGUCAUGGUAAACUUUCUCCAGGCGACACCUGGGAGAUGUGUCGCAGGACCAUUGUGGAGCCGAAACCAAUAGCCUUGUUAUCGGUUGCCAAUGGCAUGCUGAAAAGAGAAGAUGAGGAAGCAGACACCUCUCUGCCUGUGGACCAGGAUGAUGGGCAGUAUUCUGAAACCCUCCAGAGGUUCAACCACAUAACACAGGCCUUGGGAAUGGAUGAUCAGGACCAAGAUAUGCAGCUCAGUAAAAAAUACAAGUUCCUGCAAGUACAGUCAGCACAAGAAUCUGAGGAAGAGCGAGAUAGAGAUAGCGAGAUGGAAGGCAAGGAGGAAGAGGCUGCCGUCCACCUGAUAAAACGCUUCGGAGGCUUCCUCAAAAACAAGUAUGGCUACAGAAAGUUCAUGGAUCCUGGAAGGCCUUUGCAAAAAAGAUAUGGGGGUUUCAUAGGCGUCCGCCAAUCUGCCCGCAAGUGGAACAGCCAGAAGCGCUUUAGCGAGUUCCUCAAGCAGUAUUUGGGCAUGAGUACUCGAGCUAGUGAGUUUAAUAGUAUGUCUUCUGAUGUCACUCAACAGAAUGAAUAAGUUUUGACCUUUGAAGUGAAUAAACUUACCAAGCAAACCUUUUGUCAUGCUCAUUCGAAAGAUACCAUGCACCGUUCUCCUCAAACACAAAAAGCUCUCAUAGUGCCACAGGGUUUCAUGUGCAUUUACUCAAUGAAGCAUCUAAUCUGUGUCAAACAAAGCUUACAUUAAGUGAUAUUAGCUUGAAAUUUGAUGAAAACUCUUAUGAUUUGAUUUGACUGGUAUUGCAUAUGAAGGCCCCUGUAGUUUUAUUAUACAUCAUUUGAAAACGUUAUUUGUUCCAAAUUCAUCUCCUCUACGACACUGCCACCUAUUGGUCAAUAAUAAUUAAAUCUCCAUGAAAAUCCUUGAAAUUGAGGUGGACUUCAUAUGGAGAGGUCAUUACUAGACCAAAUAGAAUUAUUAAAGGAAUAGUUCUCCAAAAAUUAAGUAAUUGCCAUGCUCACUCACCCUCAUGUCAUUUAGAGAUCUAAAUGGAACGCAAAUCAGAAUUAAAGUCUAAAGAAAGCAAGAGAAACAGACUAAAAUUAAAGUUUGGUAACUUUUAAAAACAUUUAACUCUUAAAAAGUUUUUAAAAAAGUAACUGUUUUACAAAGUUGCAAUUUCAUAUGAAAUUUUACAAAGCAUUUCUUUUUGUUGGAAAAAAUAAAGCAUUAAGUUUCACCCCUUAGCAUAGCAUAACCAUCACUGGGGCGUAAACAGAUUGUACAAAUUCAUAUGAAUAAGCCACCAAUUGACCAAAACAUAUGCAUUGCCAUGAGAUUGUGUAGGGGAAAAGAGCAGCUUUAACAAUCUGCUUAACAUCUCCUUUUGUGUUUUAAGGAAGAAACAAAAUAAA